Molecule: messenger RNA, 664 nt
Organism: Arachis stenosperma
Lineage: Eukaryota; Viridiplantae; Streptophyta; Magnoliopsida; Fabales; Fabaceae
Product: 40S ribosomal protein S15a-1
Exons: 4
Coding region: 79-471 (130 amino acids)
Biological process (GO): translation
Cellular component (GO): ribosome; cytosolic small ribosomal subunit
Molecular function (GO): structural constituent of ribosome
Source: RefSeq, a predicted model, not a curated record
UACUCCGACUCUCCCAAAUUUCGUUUCCUUCUUCUGCACCCGGCGCCGUUUCUGAGGUUUCUGUUUUACCUUGCGACAAUGGUGAGGGUUAGUGUCUUGAAUGAUGCUCUCAAGAGCAUGUACAAUGCUGAGAAGCGAGGGAAGCGCCAGGUCAUGAUUAGGCCAUCAUCAAAAGUGAUUAUUAAGUUCCUUUUGGUGAUGCAGAAGCAUGGGUACAUUGGCGAGUUUGAGUAUGUUGAUGACCACAGGGCUGGAAAAAUUGUGGUUGAAUUAAAUGGACGACUGAAUAAAUGUGGGGUUAUCAGUCCCCGUUUUGAUGUUGGUGUCAAAGAGAUUGAAAGCUGGACUGCUAGGCUUCUCCCUUCAAGACAGUUUGGGUACAUUGUGUUGACUACCUCUGCCGGCAUCAUGGAUCAUGAAGAGGCAAGGAGAAAGAAUGCUGGUGGUAAAGUGCUGGGUUUCUUUUACUAGGCUAGUUUAUUUUUGCAAAUUGCACUUAUUUCAGUUUUUAAGACUCACAUGCUAAAUGGAAGAUAUGCUAGUCCUGUGUUAAUGCCAAGUAUAUCAUAGCAGGAGCUAUUUUUCUUAUGUGCUUUUGGUUUUGUUUAAACAGAACAAUUUUGCUGCUUUAUUUAAUCAGAUUUUAUUAUAUUAUUAAGGCUUA